UCUUAGAAUUGUAGUCUUUGCAGGGUUUUGUACAGUACUGUACUCUAUCGUGCAAUUGUACAAGUUAUGUCGUGGUUCCGCCCAUGCGUGACGCACUUGCUGUCAGGUAAUGUAGCUUCGGAGCAGUGGGAGGGGAACAGUCGAGAAAUAACAUGGCAGGCGUGCGCACGGCGCUGCCGGAGGAUCUGUCUGCCGCUCCUCUGGUCGCCCUCAACAUGACCGUCAGGAAGAAACUGGGCCUUCACUUGAACCCCAGGAACGUGGUGGCCGCCGACUGGACGAAUGUGGCCGAGGCCAUGGGAUUCUCUUACUUGGAAAUCAUCAACUACCAGGCGGUCCCGAACCCCAUCUUGCGGGUGUUGGAUGACUGGCAGGCGAGCGCGACAGAGCCCACCGUGGGCAAGCUGUUGUCCAUCUUGGAGGAAGUGGAGAGGAACGACGUCGUGGAGGAUCUUCGUCCUCUCAUGGAGGAGGACGUGAGGAAGUAUCACGAGAGUUUGAAAAAAAAGGCCGCCCGCCCGCUGCAGGUCCCCGAGGUUGACAGCUGCGUCCCGCGCACCCCCGAGAUGUCCGGCCUCACCCUGGAGGAUGACCCUGAAGGUUCUCCGGAGCUGUUCGACGCCUUCAUCUGCUACUGCAAGAGCGACAUCGCCUUCGUUCACGAGAUGAUCCGGGAGCUGGAGCAGACGGACUACCGGCUCAAGCUGUGCGUGUUCGACCGGAACGUCUUGCCCGGCUCGUGCGUGUGGACCAUCACCAGCGAGCUCAUUGAGCGGAGGUGCAAGAGGAUGGUGGUUGUGAUCUCAGAUGAAUACAUCGAAAGUGACGCCUGCGACUUCCAGACUAAGUUUGCUCUCAGCCUUUCUCCUGGAGCUCGGAAUAAGCGACUCAUCCCCGUUGUUUACAAGUCGAUGACAAAACAGUUCCCGAGGAUCCUCAGCUUCCUGACUGUGUGCGACUACACAAAUCCGUACACGCAGACCUGGUUCUGGGAGCGGCUGGCCAAAGCUCUUUCUCUGCCGUAAAUGUGACUGGUACAUAUUUGUUUAUAAAAGCACUUUUUGAUAAUUCAAUCGAUGAUAUAGAAAAUAUGGGGACCAUGUUUCAAACUGUUUAGUCAAUUGUGGAGAACUUGUCAUUCUAAAGUGGAACACUGUGUUAUUAUUUUUUGAAAUGUAUUUUUUAUGGCCUUUAGAAUGUGCGCAAAGGUAUUUUUGCAAACUGCUGCUGUCGUUUUCAUUGUAAUGAUUGGAGAGCGCAAAUAUUUGGAGGUAAUUUUACGCUUCCUCUUUGAAUCUCAUCAUCUGAUUACAUCCGAAGGGGAAGUGGAACGCGGUAUGUGUUAACUUCAACAUUUGACUGACUGCUUUGCUCACUUCCCGCCCAGUGCCUUGACCUUUCAUUUUCUAUUGGUCUUUUCUUAUUUGCAAUAAAUACUUAUUUUCAUUAACAGGCAACCACUUAUUUUAGGAGCGAACUAAAUCAUUACUGGAAAAAAAAGUUUACUAAUUUACUAGUUAUUCAAUUGCUUUGCAAAAAAAAAAACCUUUAGUAUACUAAUGGUUUUAAUUUGGAAUAGAUCAGUUAACUAAAGAAGAAAAUGAAUACAUAAUAAUUUGUGUUGAUAUUAAUAAACUAGGGGAAAUGCAUUUCACAGGGCUGAUGAUAGAAAGCGUCCACCAUGUGUCGUUAUUGCGCAAAACUCGCAUGUUCCAGCCGCCGCCAGUGAUGUCGCCAUUGCACGCACCAGGAAAUAUUUCAAGCAACAUCCAAUCACAUCUCGACGUAGUUUGGCAUUGUCCAAUCAAAACAGAAGUGAACGCCCCCUAUUUGGCAAACCUGUGCCCCUCGUUUGGCCUGUCCGGCUGUGCUUCCCACCUAAAGAGUUAUAUAAUUUAAUAUUGUUAUGCUAGAGGAAAAAUUGGAACGUCAGUCCAACAACGAAAAAUACAUUUUUUUGUGUUUAAAAUAUUUAUUGAUGGCGAAUUUAAAAUAGAAAAUAUUAAUGGGGGCCCCGGCUUCCGCCAUUGAAAGUGUGGCGGAAUCCACUCCCGGCUUAUGUUUUGUCAGUAAUUUCAUGACGUUUUUCAUGAAUUUGACUCAGUGUGAAGAUCGACGUAUUACUGUUUUGAUUGUCAAGGGUCUGGCACCACUGGGAUCGUUUCUAUUUUUUUUUUUUUUUUUUGUAAACCCCAAAAAUGGGCUACAGAAGCCGGCCAUUCACCGCCGACGGGAACCGGAAGCCGCGCAGCGACCACAGCAAGAUGGCCUCCGAGGGAGUCCACAUUUGACGAGGCGGUAUGCGGUAGGCGGGGCCGCGAGCCUUGUGUCAAACUUUGGGAAUGACAGCAGGAGUGCUGCAGGAUUCGCAAAGAAGGGAAAGUGUCGCCCUGGUCGCCGCUCCUUGGAUUUCUUUCUUUCUUUUUGUUUAAAGGGCCAGCCCGUGGAGGCGACACUUU
Syngnathoides biaculeatus (alligator pipefish) is the source of this 2459-nucleotide messenger RNA. RefSeq names its product MYD88 innate immune signal transduction adaptor (gene myd88). The record is from RefSeq and is a predicted model, not a curated record. Gene Ontology annotation, cellular component: plasma membrane. Gene Ontology annotation, molecular function: TIR domain binding; Toll-like receptor binding. Bases 153 to 1025 code for a protein of 290 amino acids. Gene Ontology annotation, biological process: Toll signaling pathway; positive regulation of canonical NF-kappaB signal transduction; innate immune response. The transcript is spliced from 5 exons. Lineage: Eukaryota; Metazoa; Chordata; Actinopteri; Syngnathiformes; Syngnathidae.